GCUGCCUCCAAGUGCUAGUUGUGUUUGAACAUUUUUCUAAGAGGUGUGUUUGUGUUUUUUUUAACUAUGUACAUUGUGUGCAUGGACAGCUAAAUAGUUCUUUCACCUGUGCUUUGAGUACAUUACCUUGAGGCGUUGUUUGACUCGUAUACAUUCCUGUUUUUAUGUUGCGUUUAGUCAGGGAUUUACGUCAGUCCCACUUGUGUGUUUUGACCAUCCCAGAAUUUGACCACCUCCAGAGACAAACAGAAAAAUAUUGCAUCUGUCCUGGUCAGAUGUGCCAUGUCCUUGGCCCGUUAUCAGUUGUUUGCAUGUGUGUGUGCACAUGUGUUUUGCAGAAACAGGUGUAGUCAUUAUCACUCACUCUUCCCUUAACUUGAAACACCCUGACGUAAAAUGUGUUGCUGCUGUCCUUGAAGCUAGUUUUGUCUCUGCUAUUCAAAUCGAUGAUAACACAUGUGAUAAUCAAUGAAACUUUGCACCACAUCUUCGGCCUGCCAUGAGUUUAUGCCGGGUCACGUUGUCAUUUUUGAUUGCAGGCCCUCACGUUGCGAUAAAAGGCAGACGUUGUAGAAUCAGAGAGCUGAACGUCAUAUAAAUUUAUUUUAAAAUGCCAUGGUCUGUUUUGUUUCUGGGAAAAUUGUAUUUUCAAAAAAAACAAACUUGUGCAAGAAUAUUUUGUGAAGUUAUUGGAAUAGACAGCAUUUUUACAUGCAGUAUGGUUACAGUAAAACAAGGCUUAUUUAUUACAUAAAUUCAUAAACAUCAUAAAAACUACAGUAAUAAUUUCACUGUAUAGGUAAAUGAUUGGCAUUUUCCUGCAUUUUUAUAUAGACUAAGGUUCAGUCUUUUUAUAGUUUAUAGUGAAUUUUAUCUGCAUAUCAACCCUUUACCCAGUGCAGCUGCUUGGCCUUAUCGAACUGCAGACUCACGCUGUCCUCCUCUCCCUUGUUGAUAUUAGCUUGAAUUCGGCCAACCAUCGUCCUUUUGCAGCCUCUGGGUUUCCCAGGCUUCUCCCUAUCUGCCCCUGUGUGCAAAAAAAAACAUAGCACCAGUAGUGGAGCGCCGUCUUUUCACAGUAAGGGAGUGGUGAGGAAUUAGACUAGGUAUGCUUUUGUUUUAAUAAGGGUGUGCUCGAUGGUAGGUUUAUUUGUCAAGACAAAGUUAAGACUGGAUUUAAGCCUAGCAGGAGAGCAUUGGGUGUUCUUUUGUCUUCACGAGGGCUCUCUGUGCCCCACUGCGUCUCAUGAUGUGUUACUAAGCCGUAAAAGGUGGAGGUAUGAAUUCCUGGAAGUUGUGUAACUGGUAUUUAUACGAGUUCCCAUGCAGUGAAAUGUCUUUUUUUCUCUUUAUUGUCUGUUGAAACCUGCUGACUGACUGAUGAUCUGUACCUUUUUUUUUUUUUUUUUUGAAGGAUUUUCCAGGAAAAUUUCCAACCUCUCUGAUGCUACCUGUGUGUGUGCGCACUUAAAAUGCACCUAAUCCCCACUGAGACAUUGCAUAUGAUAUCAGUUUAUUGAGCUGGGAAAGUCAUAAUCUGCUGCUGCAAAAUACUGUGACCACAGACCUGCCGCUUCCUGUUCUGCGUGUUCAAGACACUGUUGCCUAAGUCAGCGCACAUACACCAACGGACCAAGGAUACACAAGUACUUGAUUUACCUACCCCAUCUGCCUGAAUUACUUCUGCACAGUCCAGUCACACGUGUUCUGUUUAAGCUCUGUCAAUCACACACACCCACACUAGAAGGAUUUAAAACGCAUAGCCUAGUACUGCGCCCACGCACACUAUCACAGCAAAUAUGGCCAGCAAGCUGUCCGAGUUUGGCAAAACCCUGCUUCGUCGCCGCGCAUUAGACUGUUCCGGCGAAGAAACCCGAUUCGCCCGAUGCUUGUCCACCCUGGACCUCAUUGCCUUAGGAGUGGGCUCCACUCUGGGCGCUGGCGUCUACGUCCUCGCUGGUGAAGUCGCCCGAGAGAAGGCCGGGCCCGCCAUUGUCCUCUGCUUCCUCAUCGCCGCUCUGUCAUCCAUGCUAGCUGGCCUGUGCUACGCCGAAUUCGGCGCCCGCGUCCCCAAAACAGGCUCGGCGUACCUUUACAGCUACGUGACAGUUGGAGAAAUCUGGGCCUUCAUCACGGGAUGGAACCUCAUCCUCUCAUAUGUGAUAGGUACGGCCAGUGUGGCGAGGGCUUGGAGCUCAACGUUUGACAGCCUGGUUGAACAAAAGAUCUCUGGCUUCUUUAAAGCCUCCAUGGCGAUGAAGGUGCCAGGUGGGGUGCUGGCAGAGUAUCCUGACCUGUUCGCACUUAUCCUGGUCCUGCUGCUCACUGGACUUCUGGCCUUUGGCGUGAGCGAGUCGGCGCUGGUCAACAAGAUCUUCACAGGCAUCAACCUGGUGGUUCUGGGAUUUGUUAUCAUCUCUGGCUUUGUUAAGGGGGACACAGCCAACUGGAACCUCACUGAAGACGACUACAGAAGCUACAUAAACAGCACCAACAUGAGCAAAACUUUAAAAGUGGAGGAAGAAUUUGGCGUGGGUGGUUUUUCUCCAUUUGGCCUCACUGGAGUCUUGUCUGGUGCCGCCACCUGCUUCUAUGCGUUUGUGGGUUUUGAUUGCAUCGCCACAACAAGCGAAGAAGCGAAGAAUCCCAUGCGUUCCAUACCUGUUGGCAUCGUGGCCUCCCUGCUCAUCUGUUUCUUCGCCUACUUCGGUGUUUCCGCCGCUCUGACUCUGAUGAUGCCGUACUACCAGCUGAACACACAGAGCCCUCUGCCCGAGGCCUUCAGCCACGUCGGCUGGGCUCCAGCCAGAUACAUCGUAGCCGUCGGUUCACUCUGCGCUCUGUCUACCAGCCUCCUGGGCUCUAUGUUCCCUAUGCCUCGCGUUAUUUACGCCAUGGCGGAGGAUGGGCUGCUGUUUCGUGCUCUGUCCAGGAUGAACGAGCGCACCAAGACGCCUCUGCUGGCCACCAUUGCUUCUGGCAUCGUAGCAGCACUGAUGGCCUUCCUGUUCGACCUGGCAGCUCUGGUUGACCUCAUGUCCAUAGGAACUCUGCUGGCGUACUCUUUGGUGGCCAUCUGUGUCCUUAUUCUCAGGUAUCAACCAGGAACUCUGAAUUCGUCCAGUCAGACAGAGAAGCUGGUGGAGCUGGUGGAAGGAGAGAAACUGGCCGUGAGCGGAGUAGACAGCGGUGACGAGUACGGCAUGGAGACGGACGAGAGGCCGCUCCGAGAGACCUUCUCCGGCAAGCUGCUCUUCUGCCCAAGUGGGAAAACCCCAACACAGACCUCCGGGAACAUCGUCUACGCUACGACUGCUAUUAUCUCGGUUUUCAUCACCAUACUGUGCGUCAUCCUGGCCAACUAUCUGAACGAGCUGCUCAGCGGACACGCGGCCGUUGUGGUGCCGUGCGUCAUUUUGACUCUACUCUGUGGCGUCUGCGUUGUCAUCAUCUGCAGGCAGCCAGAGAGCAAAGAGGCGCUCACCUUCAAGGUCCCUCUGCUCCCCUGGUUGCCUCUGUUCAGUGUUUUCGUCAACAUCUACCUCAUGAUGCAGCUGGACAAGGGGACGUGGUGCCGAUUCACAGUCUGGAUGGUCAUUGGUUUCGCCAUCUACUUCUUCUAUGGUAUCAGGAACAGCAGUGAGGCUGCCAGCAGGUCAUCCCCGCGCAAAUACGAGCCUGCGCUGCAGAACAAAAGCCCGAUUUACAAGGGCGCCCCCGACGACAGCGACGUGGAAGCAGGCAGCAGCCCCUGAUACUGACUGACAUGGACCUGGGGAGCGUUGCAGAGCAUCUACACGCAUUUUUUUUUAGCUGCCUGGUUCAACCAGCAGCCAAACGUUGCAGUGUAGGCGGCUUGGAACGCUGCCCUGGGUUUAUAGGGAGGAGAGGCAAGAAAAACGCCACACACAUCUUACCUCUGACUCGGAGGCUGAUUAACUUGAUGGCUAGACACUGUGACAGAGCCACUUUCUGGCGCUUGUGUCUGUUUUAAUCUGUUUCUACUUAGCCUUAGCCCUCUGGAGACAUUUACCUGCCUAUAACACAUGCUUUCAAUGGACCUAACUAACACGGAGCGCCGCGGCGCUCAUCAUGAAGUCGUGAUUUCCGUUAACUGAAAACUGAAACUGGAUGAAUGUUACUAGUUUUUCGCUGUUGUCGUCUUUUGCUUCCUGGCUGUUAUGUGCGCGCCGUGGCUGCGUGUGGAGCCACUGUGGGGCGAAUAAGAGCUACUAUAAAUUACAACUUGAGCCAGCGAGUUCACCAUUGUCAAGACACUCGGACCUUUCGAGCUAGACUUCAAAUCGUGCGACAGCAGAGGGCCACCAACAGAAUGACUUGAGAUGAAGUUACCUCGACAUGUUCAGCGUACUGGUGUUGUUUUAUCACACAUGUUUGUGGGUAAACAGGGUAGCACUGAAGCUGUGUGGUUUACAGUGUCUGUCAGGGCUUCAGUGCAGGUCGGUCAGUAGCACACGGUCGACGCUGCGUGGAGCAAAAGUACGUGCUUUGCAGACUGUAAGAGUUUGCUUUUUUUAACACACUAUCACCCUUGUGACAACCUCGACUCCCAGAAAUCAGCCACACAGUAUGUGUACACCACCACGUCAGAUACUGUAUGAAACUAGCCUCUGAUCUUACAGUUAUGCUUUUUAUCUGAGUUAAAUGUUAUUUGCAGACAUUUUGUGGCCUUUUUGUUUCAGCUAAAUUAAGUAGGCUUUUAACUGCAAACUGAGAAACUGAAGUAAAAGCCUGCAAAGGAAAGAUUACAGCUCUUUACUGUAACUGAAUGUAACCCAUCUGUAUGUUCUUAUUACAGAACAUACUUUAAUACCCAUAUUUUAUUGCAUAUCUUUCCAAAACAACACAGGCAUGUAAAGGACUAUUUUAAAUAAAUAUUUUAAAUACACAAUCUAGUCAAAUUUCUACUUCCGGAUAGCACUUUUCCACCCGCAGCUGUCUGCAUACUUCUGCAGAUCUGAGGAGGUCCGUAAAUGUGCACUUAAAAAGCUCAUUAAUCACAACAGGUUAUCUUUUAAAGGGCUCCUCUUAAUAACUAGAGUAUGCCCCCAAAAAGAAAAAAUAAUCUAAUUUUAUAUACUGACUUGUGGCACCUGUCCAUCGUUAUCAGAUACUUUUGGUAUCUGGGAGCUGAGGGUCCGUCUCUGAAAAAGGGUCCAUCUUUCAUCACCACUAAAAUAUCUUUUUAUCACCUUUUUUUAUUUUUGCUUUUUACUUUCUUGUGAAAAGACAGUUCCUUGUUUAGUUUCAAUUGAAACUUGUUCUUGGCAGCUUAGUCUGUUAAGUUCCCAUCACUUUUAUUUUAUUUUUACUUUUUUUUUUCUUUUUUUUUUUUUAAAGAUAGAAUUGUUAAUAUUAAAAUGUUAAUAGUAUUGUUCGUUUGGGGUAGCUUGCUCUUUUUUGUUGUUGUUGUUUUUGCCUUUUCAUGUCAGUUUCAAAUCAAUCUGUGUGCUUUUUAGAUGUUAAUGUAUUUUAAUUGUUACAUGUACAGUUUUUAGAGUGCUGAUCUUUUUUUGGUCUGCCAGUUUUAUUUGUUGUUGUUUGUCUUUUCUUUGUUGCAAACAUCUCGCAUAAUGAUUUAAUUAUAUUAAUUUGUGAUCCUUCUUGACCAAAUGAGCUUUUCUUUGGAAACCAUGCUUUCCGAAACAAAGAAUGACCACUAAAAGUUGGUCUCUAAAUUGUGUUCAUUUUAAGACAUAUUUUUAUCACAGUCCCUUGAAGUCGAUAUGAUAUAACUUAUUGUUAAUAGUAUUUUUUUGUUGUCCUAGUAAAGUGCUUUACUGUAGAGUGUACAGUAUUUGUUCAAAACUGUAUCUUUUUAUUUGUAUAAUGAUGUAAAUUAUACAAAUAUACGUUCUUUAACAUAUGACCUGAAGUAUAAUUUGAUAAGAGAAGUUCUUUUUGUAACUUAAACUUGAAGGCAUUUCAUUUCACACUUGAUGCUGCUGAAAUCCAUGUUAUAAAAGUCCUUUUUUUUUCAGAUGAAAAUGGUCAGAAUUGAGGCAAAAACUUCCUCUUUAGAAGUUGACAUAUCUCCCAAAAUGUUUGUGGAUAAAGGAGUUAAAGGUAGAUUUGGAUUCAGCCAGUAUUUUUUUUAUUUUUUUUCUCCCCCCGAGGAUGUUGAACACAAACUGGUGCCUGAAGAACCAUCCGUCUGCCUGAGAAAGUCACCGGGGCUGGGAAAAGAGAGAGUCGAGCUGCAUCCAGGACUGUUUUUAAAAUACUUGAGCUGCUGUCACGGUUAUGGAUCAAAUGUAAUGGGAGACUUUAAAUGUAAAAUCUGCUCUUAAACCUGAGAGCUUUAACAUUCCCAUGCUUACUUGCCAGUAAUUUAUCACCAAUAGGUUUCAUGAUGCGCUCUUCGUACGCAGCCCCGGUGCCUUUCGACAAUUAAUCGGAUCAUCUCCCCUCUCAGUGCUGUCUCAUUAACAGCAACAAUCUAUUUUUGUCUUUGUUUUAUAUCCUGUACAUAUGGCUGUCAUGUAUAAAGCUGUAUUUUCAAUGUUUUUGUUCUUUUUUUUUGGUUCUUUUUUUAAUAAAACGGUGAUUCAUGCUUAUAGCAGAUUAAAA
Molecule: messenger RNA, 6591 nt
Organism: Stegastes partitus (bicolor damselfish)
Lineage: Eukaryota; Metazoa; Chordata; Actinopteri; Pomacentridae
Gene: slc7a3a
Product: solute carrier family 7 member 3a
Exons: 12
Coding region: 1800-3755 (651 amino acids)
Biological process (GO): amino acid transport; transmembrane transport
Cellular component (GO): plasma membrane
Molecular function (GO): amino acid transmembrane transporter activity
Source: RefSeq, a predicted model, not a curated record